CCUGUCGCUCACUGCCUUCAGGACGCAUCCCUGGGGAUUUGCACUUUACACCCCCAACAUGGAUAACUCUGUGAUAAAAUUCCUGCAAGACGCACAACUUGACCACAAGGUGAAAUUUUUUGAUGACCUGGGUGUUUGGGUCCUUAAUGACAUGAAACUUGUCAAAGCCGACGAGCAUCUCAGGGAUUUUAGUAAAAAAGAAAAACAGCACUUCGAAAAGGCGUUGCAGAAAUUGGAGAAGACAAAGGAAGGCGUGAAGACAGAUGAAAAGGCCACCCUCUGUUCUGGGCAGAAGGCAGGGGAGGAGGGAGAGGUCUUCACUGUCAAUGGUCAGAGCAGAACCAAGCACCAUGAAGCCGAGGAGGACAGAGAGGCACCCGCCUCUAGGGGUUGCUGUGCAAGGCUCUCUGCCAGCUGCGCCAGAACUUGCCGCCCGUGCAGUGCUAAACACAACCCCCUACCCCCUGGGGCUUCAAGGGGGGACAAGUUGAAGCACGCUUUUCUCUGCCCACCCCACGGCCUCGUGGCUAAGAUGGCGGUUCUGGUGACGUCAGCGGUGAUGUUGUGGGCGUGUCUAUGGGCCGUCACUGGAAAGGAAGCGCUCCCUGGCGGCAACUUUUUCUCCAUACUUGUACUGCUUAUUUGCUGCACGAUCGGUGGAUAUGUGUCCCAACUCUGCCGUCUACCGCCGCUGUUUGGAAUGUUGGUGAUUGGUUUCUGCCUACGUAACAUACCUUACAUCGACAUUGCUAAACAUAUUCAGCCAGCGUGGGCAUCAUCUCUCAGGUCUGCCGCACUGGUUGUACUCCUGGUGCGUGCUGGGAUAGGUCUGGAUCCUGUAGCACUAAAAAGACUGUCCUGUGUUGUGAUACGGUUUGCUGCCAUACCUUGCUUCGUAGAAGCUGCCGCAGUCGCUGUACCCAGUCACUGGUUGCUAAAUUUUGGUUGGGACUGGUGCUUUAUGCUGGCUUUUGUAUUGGCGGCUGUUUCCCCAGCAGUUGUGGUUCCGAGUAUGCUUCACGUGCAGGAGGAGAGACUGGGUCUAGAUAAAGGUAUCCCAACCCUUGCCAUAGCCGCAUGUAGUAUCAACGCUGUGAUCGCCAUCAGCGCCUUCGGGGUGUUUCUGGGUAUUGCGUUUUCCACAGGAGAGUUGGCUUUAACAAUAGUCCGAGGUCCCCUGGAGGCUCUUCUGGGUGUCGUGUAUGGUAUCGUCCUGGGGGUCUUGUUGUGGUAUGUACCACAUAGACACAGUAAAAGUAUUGUCUUCUUCCGUACUUUCCUGGUGUUUGGAGGUUCACUGUUUGCGUAUUUUGGGAGUAAAGCAGCCAAGUUAUCGGGUGCAGGGGCUUUGGGAAGUCUGGCCAUUGCAUUUGUGGCUGCCCAGGGAUGGAGAAGGCAAGGUUGGAGCAAUGACAAGAACCCAGUUGGCGCUGUGAUGGCCAAGUUUUGGAUCAUCUUCCAGCCAUUGUUGUUUGGUCUGAUGGGGGCAGAGGUGAAAGUGGAAGACUUACAAGGAGGCAAUAUUGGAAUGGGUUUGGCCGUGCUGUUCAUUGGACUAUUUCUCCGGCUGGUAGUUUCAUUUUUCACAGUAUUUGGCACAGACUUGAAUAUGAAGGAAAAAAUCUUCAUGGCCAUCAGUUGGUUUCCUAAAGCUUCUGUUCAGGCUGCCAUUGGCCCUGUAGCAUAUGACACAGCUAAGGCUUAUAAUGCUGGCCCAGAAGUCCUGGCACUAGGAAAACAGAUACUGACAAUUGCUGCCCUGUCAAUCCUCAUAACAGCACCACUCGGAGCGGCAGCCAUUGCACUAACUGCGCCACGAUUCUUGAAGAAAAUCCCCAAGGAGGAGGAAAACAUUGACAAAGACAACAUGGACUUUGAGGCUCAAGGAGACAAUGAAAGCAAAUACCAAGAGGGCGAGAGUUCCAAACUGUAAUUUGAACAGUUUUGAGGGAAAUAAUUUUGAUUGUUAUGGGUGACAUCUUUCAAAGUGACGGAUCCAGGAAGACUUUAUUUUUGACAGCAGAUCAAUGAACUCUUGUUUGGUAAAUCUGGACAACAGUUCAUUAAGGCCAGACAAAAUUUAUUCAUCAGUUAACAAGUGCGCUCACAGACCAACAUCAAGUUUUGUCUGUACUAAGCAGUAAGUGAUGCCAUAGCCGACUUGAAUCCAGAGAAACCAAAAAUCCAAAAUUGGCUCAAAACAGACUAUAAAUUUCUGCAUUAAAGUUAAGUUUUUGACACGUCUUUUUUCUUUGUGAAAUGUGGGCACUAGUUUCAACUCAGUCACCACAUGCAACAUUAUUUUUCACUAGCUUUAUGUAUUUUUAUAUCUAUACAUCAUAAUCAUAAAAACGAUGUUGGUAUAGAAAAUCAGUUUUAACAGAGUACGGCAAUACAAGGCAUACGUAUCAGCAUUUAUUGAGACCAAUGGAAUUCAUUUAUAUAUUGCAUUCAUCUUUGCAGCAUUUCAAAUCUUCUUUUACUGAUAGCUUGUUAUGGAGUAUUAUGUGUUUGCUGGAAUUCACUACAUGCUUGUUGUAAUCUGGUAUGAAAUGCUCAAAUCUAUAAGAAAUAUCAAUACUCAGUCUUUUCUUUUCAUUUUGGUCUAAAAUAGAUUUGUUUGUUAAGGAAAUUAACCAUGUUUUAAAUUUUAACCUGUAUUUUAAUAAAGGGUACUUUUCUUGCAUUUUGUUUGUCACCAUUAUUCAACACAUGAUUCUUAU
Messenger RNA from Lingula anatina, 2723 nucleotides. Its product is annotated as sodium/hydrogen exchanger 9B2. Gene Ontology annotation, molecular function: antiporter activity. Gene Ontology annotation, cellular component: membrane. The record is from RefSeq and is a predicted model, not a curated record. Gene Ontology annotation, biological process: proton transmembrane transport. Lineage: Eukaryota; Metazoa; Brachiopoda; Lingulata; Lingulida; Lingulidae.